AACAAACUGAACUAAACAAAAAACAAGGGAAAAAACAACUCAAGAUGAAUCUAGACUUUAGCAGGGCAACUUAUCUGUACAACUUAAACAUUUUUUAAAAUAUUUUAAUUAACAAAAUCAUUUAUCUCAUCAUUUCAUAAAAUCUGAAUAAGCAAUCAAGGAACAUGCCCACGUUAAUUUCAAUUAAUAAAAUACUGUCACACGGACGCACCAUGUUGUUUACACUGCAAUGCAUUCUGGGUAAAAGCAGUACGAACAUGGGGGUUUCUGUAGAUCGGUGCGAAUCGUUGACCUACACAUUGGACCAAAAACCCAUUGCGCUCGAUCCCAUUGCGCUAACUCAAGCUGUGUCCGAAUUCAAGGUCUGCGUCCUUCGAAGGACCCGGUCUACGUAGAGCGGGUCCUUCCAAGGCCACGAAUAAACAAAGACCGGAAGAAAAAAAAAAGCUGUGAAUUCGGACAGGUCUAGCCUCCAAAAACUGUCCCCGCCCACACCUCAGCGUAACUCAUGUUGCCUAGCAACCGUGACAGCAAAAAGCAGAGAGCGGAGAAAAAAACGACAAAAACAAACAAACAACGGAGCUGAGGUUUGUUUGUCUAGCCAAAACAGCAGAGUGACGUCGUUGAGCCUUUUCGAUUUGAACUGGAGCUGCAGACCUCAUAUUAUACGCCCUGGUGGAAAGCACUUCGGAGAAAGAGGCGAGAUGCCCCCUUGGCCAGUUUCCAUGUGGCAACAUGAGUCAAUGCCUCCCUCAAGCUUUGCAGUGUAACGGACACAAAGACUGUCCCAAUGGAGCGGAUGAAUGGCGCUGUGGUGAUAACAUCGGUUUGGCAGACUUCAUCGGAGAAACCCUUCAGAACCGACCAGCGAUUUCUUCUUUUCUCAAUGAAUGCUUUUUGCAGGAGUACCCAGAAAGUUGUGACUGCAUCCAAACAGACGUCAAGUGUGUGGAGGUCAACCUCGAGGAGGUUCCCCUGGUUUCAUCAAAUGUCACAUGGCUGUCACUGAGGAGCAACAAGAUCCAAAUUCUGGACGACUUUGUUUUCUCUGAAUACUCUGCACUGGAGAGAUUAUUUCUACAAAACAACAGCCUCCAGUUCAUAUCAAAAAAUGCCUUCAGUGGACUGUACAGUCUUAAAAAGCUGUUUCUCAGCAACAACUUAAUAUCCUCCCUCAGUCCUGGCGUGUUCAAGGAUCUGAGUCAGUUAGAAUGGCUGAUGUUGGAUCAUAACCCACUUAGCAGUUUGACUCAUGAGACGUUCUUCGGACUUCGUUCGCUCGUAUUUCUAUCAAUGGUGUACACCUCACUGCAGCAGCUUCCUCAUCCCAGCUUCUGUCAACACAUGCCUGCCCUGGACUGGCUAGAUCUCGAGGGAAACCAGAUUCAGACUCUCAACUAUUCCAUCUUAAAAACAUGCAGCAAACUUGAAGUCCUAUUAUUGAUGGACAACAGAAUCACUAGAAUCCCCGAAGACACAUUUCAGUCUCUGUGGAAGCUUGGAGAACUAAAUCUUUCUGGUAAUAGAAUCAAUGAGCUGCCAAAGAACACGUUCAAGAACCUCUCCAAGUCCCUCCUGAAACUAAAUAUAUCCUACAAUCCCCUUCUCCGCAUUCAUCCGAGUCACUUCAACCACCUGACUCAGCUUCAGUCUCUGGCUCUGGAAGGUAUCGAGAUACCAGAUAUUCAGACUAAAAUGUUUCUUCCCAUGAAGAACCUUUCACACAUCUACUUUAAGAAAUUCCAGUACUGCUCCUAUGCUCCUCAUGUGAGAUCCUGCAAGCCCAACACAGAUGGCAUCUCUUCAUUUGAGGACCUGCUGGCAAACAUGGUGCUGCGGGUGUCUGUUUGGGUCAUGGCUUUCAUUACCUGCUUUGGGAAUCUCUUAGUCAUCGGUAUGAGAUCACUGAUCCGUGCAGAAAACAAUCUACAUGCUGCCUGCAUCAAAGUCCUCUGCUGUGCAGACUGCCUGAUGGGGGUGUACUUGUUUUUCGUUGGUGUGUUUGAUGUGAAGUUCCGGGGACAGUACAAUCGAAACGCCCUGCUGUGGAUGGAGAGCGUGGAGUGUCGCACCAUUGGCUUUCUAGCCAUGCUCUCCUCAGAGGUAUCUGUUCUCCUCCUGACGUACUUGACUCUGGAGAAGUUCCUGGUUAUUGUGUUCCCUUUCAGCAAUUUGCGCCCAGGAAAACUUCAGACUGGGGUGAUCCUGUCGUCUAUCUGGCUGAUGGGCUUCAUCAUUGCUGCUGUGCCGCUUAUGAACGAAGACGUGUUUGGGAACUACUACGGACGCAACGGAGUCUGCUUUCCUCUACACUCUGACAGGCAAGAGAAACCUACAAGCAAAGGAUAUUCAACUGGGAUAUUUCUAGGUCUAAAUCUGGUGGCGUUCCUUGUGAUCGUCUUCUCCUACUCCAGCAUGUUCUAUUCCAUCUACAAAACUGGAAUCAAUGCGACUGACCUGCGGAGCAGACUGCACAGAGACGUGGCGGUGGCCAACAGAUUUUUCUUUAUAGUGUUCUCUGACGCCCUCUGCUGGAUUCCCAUAUUUUUAGUGAAGAUUCUCUCGCUGCUGGAAGUGGAGAUACCAGACACGAUCUCCAGCUGGGUUGUCAUUUUCAUCCUUCCAAUCAACAGUGCCUUGAACCCCAUCCUGUACACUCUGACAACCAGCUUCUUCAGAGAGCAGGUGGAGCUCUUGCUCUGUCGCUGGCAGAGAAGACACACCCUGAAGAAAGACCGCAAAAGCCUCACUUCCUCUACCAUCUUCGUGGAGACGGCGCGGCCGCAGUGCUACCACCCGCCUGCCUACCUCCAGCAGCUGUCGCUGGUCGAAGCGGACCCUCGCUAUGCCUGAGAGGACUUUUUUUUUUUUUUUUUUAAACUGCCAUUUUUAUAAACUACGGGUCAUAGGCCAAUUUUAUUGCCACAUUUUUAAGCUCUUACAUGACAGCAGCACUGUUUUUAACACUCCCAGGAGGAAAAAAAAAUGUUACAAUCACUGUGCUGAUUCAUCAUGCUCUGACAUUUUUUUUAAUGUCUUGUGUUUUUUUGUCGAUUGUGCACAAAGGUGUCACCUUCAGCUUACUGUUAUAAAUGUCUUACUCAGAGCCUCCUUAGCAUGGGCAUGAGGAGCCAAGGCUUACACCACCAAUGUUGCAUCUUGGAGGAGUUUCUGUGUUGUUUAAGCUGCAGCUUUCACCAUACUUUCUACAAAAAGGUCUAACACGUAGAUUACAUCCAACACUCGUGACACCUGUUGAUACUUCAGUGUCAUCUGAUUGAAUUUAUGAAAGAUGUGCAAAAGCAGAUAGUGCUUUUAUCUCAGUCACAUGCACUGUUAUCCACGAAGAGACUGAACAACUGUUACACAAUUAUUUGGGAGCUGAACUGAGUUCAAUCAGAAAUGGACAAACAGAUAACGAACAAAAGGACUUUUGCUUUUUUUAAGAUGUAGCACUCAAGCGUUUUUUGAUUAUAAAAUUACAAAUCAGCGUU
Molecule: messenger RNA, 3494 nt
Organism: Poecilia reticulata (guppy)
Lineage: Eukaryota; Metazoa; Chordata; Actinopteri; Cyprinodontiformes; Poeciliidae
Gene: rxfp2a
Product: relaxin family peptide receptor 2a
Biological process (GO): activation of adenylate cyclase activity; adenylate cyclase-activating G protein-coupled receptor signaling pathway; hormone-mediated signaling pathway
Cellular component (GO): plasma membrane
Molecular function (GO): G protein-coupled peptide receptor activity; protein binding
Source: RefSeq, a predicted model, not a curated record